This is a messenger RNA of Sinocyclocheilus anshuiensis, 2507 nucleotides long. RefSeq names its product zinc finger protein GLIS3-like. Gene Ontology annotation, biological process: regulation of transcription by RNA polymerase II. Gene Ontology annotation, cellular component: nucleus. The transcript has 11 exons. NCBI's taxonomy places the organism in Eukaryota, Metazoa, Chordata, Actinopteri, Cypriniformes, Cyprinidae. The coding region runs from base 155 to 2479 and encodes 774 amino acids. The record is from RefSeq and is a predicted model, not a curated record. Gene Ontology annotation, molecular function: DNA-binding transcription factor activity, RNA polymerase II-specific; RNA polymerase II cis-regulatory region sequence-specific DNA binding.
ACGCGACCUCGAUGACGUCACGGCGGCAGAAGUUUGUCUGAAGCGCUUUAUCUCAUGAAGGUGGCACGAGCGGACUUUAACAGGUAACUGAAACCUCAGCGCACAUAUAAAUCCGAACGCUGUAGAUGAUGUCCUGUGUCGACCAGUGACAGACAUGAACGGGAAAGGCUGCAACCUGAUGGUUUCUCCGUCCGGUACGGCUCAGGUUCCUCACCUGAGGGUCCAGACGGGUCACUCCUGUUCUCCAUCGCUCCAUCCCGACGCCACAUCAGGAAACCCGGCCCUGAGUCUCCGCCGACAGGUGCUGACCAAUGGGAAGCUGGGCUUUCCACACUCCUCCCGACAUCAAGCCCCGCCCCUUUCACUCCCAGCAUCCUCUUCCAAACAGUCAGCUCGACCCAGCUGCUCGGACAAUGGUACAAAAGGUUACUUGUCUUUGGGGACGAACAGAAGAGUCUUUGGGCCGUGUGGCGGUUCAAACCUGCAGGUGAUGAGCAACGCCAUGCUGGUCCAGAGUCUGGGUCCGGUUUCUCCACAGACUUCAGCCCAAAACGGCCCACCUCAUUCCCUCGCUGUUCCCUUCGCUGAUGCCAGGUGUUUACUGUCCAGAGAGUCUUUGGCCUCGACCACCCUCAGCCUCGCAGAGACGCAGUCGAUUCGCAGCGGUAAGCUGGACUGGCCCUACGGUUACCGCGUUCUGCCUCCUUUAGGGCUAGGGUUUAACCAGAUUUCAGAAGCAGCCGAUCCGCAUCUCAUUCCCGGAUCCUCCAUGUCCGAAUCCGUCUCCAACCCCACGUCUCUACCGCAUUAUCUCUUCAUGGAGGACACCAGCCGCUGCAAAAAGCGAGCGCUGUCCUUGUCUCCGCUCUCAGACGGCAUCGGCCUCGACCUCAACUCCAUCAUCAGAACCUCGCCCACGUCGUUGGUGGCGUACAUCAUCGGUUCCCGCACGUCGCCGGCCUCGCGCCCCACUCCUUCACCUCUGCAGGCCGACGUUUGCGGACACCUGCUGGGCAUCAGAGGCAGCUGCAUCCCUCAUCCCAACCCCGGCAAACACAUCACCAAAGACAAGUCAAUUCAGACCCCAAUUGUCCAGCCGCUAGAAGACCAAUUCACCAAUCUAGUGGUGGAGCACCAACUUCUACCUGGACAGGAGAUGCAAACGGCGACAAAAAACAGCCUGUCGCCUUCAAUACACCUUCAAAUGCCCAGCCCUCCUCGAGGCCCUCCACCGCCCUAUAACGCCCACAUUCAGAUCCCAGCGGCGUCUUCAGACAACCUCAGGGUCCUUCCGUCGACUCUCUGCCCGAUGCUGGAGGAGGACGAGGAGGAGGACGUCAGCGGAGGACACUGCUGCCGUUGGCUGGACUGCGGCGCUGUUUACGGCCAGCGAGAGGAGCUGGUCAAGCACAUCGAGAAGAUCCACGUCGACCAGCGCAAGGGCGAGGACUUCACCUGCUUCUGGGCCGAAUGUCCACGCAAACACAAGCCUUUCAACGCACGCUACAAGCUCCUCAUCCACAUGAGGGUCCACUCCGGGGAGAAACCCAACAAAUGCUCAUUUGAGGGCUGUCAGAAGGCGUUUUCCCGCCUGGAGAACCUGAAAAUCCAUCUGAGGAGCCACACGGGCGAGAAACCCUACGUGUGUCAACACCCCGGGUGUCAGAAAGCCUUCAGCAACUCCAGCGAUAGAGCCAAACACCAGCGAACACACAUCGACACGAAACCCUACGCGUGUCAGAUCCAGGCCUGCGCCAAACGCUACACGGACCCCAGCUCUCUGCGCAAACACGUCAAAUCACACUCCUUAAAGGAGCAACAAGCCCGGAAGAAGUUGAGACGCAGCACAGAUCUCAGUCAGGACGGACUCACCGAGUGUUUGACGGUUCAGCCGCUGCAGCACAGCCUCGUGCCACUGGACCUGAUUGAGACCAAGCACCAGUUGCCCACUGAUGAUCUCUACACUGUCUUCACCCUAAACCAGAGUGCGAUGCAGAUCCCAGCCGGUCCACAGACCCUUCAGACCCACAUGCAGCUGCUGCCCUUACAGGGAAACAACAGGCUCAGGGUUCCUGUAUCACAUCAGGUGUCCCCGGGCCCUUCAGCGCUCCUGUCAUCUCACCACACACUGGGCCAAAACACUCACAAACUACCCAGAUACCCCAGCCAUCCCAGGACAUCCCACCCUGACAGUUUCUCUGCUGAUGCCCAGACCGUGUUUUCAUACGGUGACCCACCGCAGGCUGCCAAACACAUUGCUCCCUGUUCCAUGAUGCAGAUGCCCAUGUUUGAGGACAAUCUGGGCUCCUCAGACCUGCUGCACACAACUCUGUCAGGCAUCGCUGUGUUCGACUGCCAAACCGGACCGGAAGAGUUUCUGGGAGAGCAGGUUCCUUCGGUGCCGGAGGACAAUUACCUUCACAUCCGUAGUGUGGAGAGAAGCCCGAGCCGGAUCUCAUGUGUCUUUACUGAAGGGUGAACACAUAUUUCCCUACAGUGGAUCUCAU